UUCCCCCACAUUGGACUAAAGCAAAAGACUCCGGAAUCCAUCACCAGUGCUAUGUUAAAAGAGCCCCGUAGUCCACGCUUUUAUCACGAAGUGCAGGAGAAGCUACCGCCAAUAUACAAAGUCCGGGAGAAGCAAGCCGUGGACAGCAACUUCCCCUUCUCUGUGCAUGACAAUCGGCAUAGUUUUGAGAACUCUGGAUGCUACCUUGACUCUGGCCUGGGACGUAAGAAGAUGUCUCCAGAUAAAAGGCAACAUGUUUCAAGAAAUUUCAAUCUUUGGGCAUGUGACUACAUUCCAUCUUGUCUCGAUGGCUUUUCAAAUAACCAAAUAUCAUAUGUCUAUAAGGAAGCCAUGGUGGUCUCAAAUUUCAGACGCUUUCCAAGACGCUAUAAUGAGAUAUGGAGUACUUUUAAAUUUAUUCCCGAGCGAAGCUAUACAGAGUAUUUGAAAAAGAAGCCCAAAGUAAGGUUCACUAUUGACAAAAAGGCUAUUUCUCCACUGGAUCCCUAACCCUCCCAGAAGAUUCUUGAUGAGUUUAAUAAUAUUGGUAUUUCAUCAGCCAUUCUAAAAGUACAUGUUUUCUGAUCCAGCACUACCAUUUAAUCUUUGAAAUAUUUCUGUGAUUUUUAAGAAGGUUGAAAAACAUUCAAAGUCCUUAUAAAAUAAAAAUGUGUGAAGAUAUACACACACAUAAAUAAACUUUUAAGAU
This is a messenger RNA of Galeopterus variegatus (Sunda flying lemur), 709 nucleotides long. RefSeq names its product testis-expressed sequence 36 protein-like. The record is from RefSeq and is a predicted model, not a curated record. NCBI's taxonomy places the organism in Eukaryota, Metazoa, Chordata, Mammalia, Dermoptera, Cynocephalidae. The annotation marks the transcript as partial. The transcript is spliced from 3 exons.